CCAUCAAUUAUAAUACACCACCUUCCUCUCUAACUGUAGCUGAACUGCCACCUAUAAUCAUCAAUUAUGAUUCCCUCCCAAGUAGGAUAUAAAAAGAAAACCCCUUAAACCAUUUUCCUCACUCUCAAGUCUCAAGUAGGCGCGUAUAUAUUUCUUUAUCUCCAUUCUCAACACUACAAUGAUGGCUAAAGAAUCCAUCUUAUUACUAGUCAUCACCUUGUUCUCUAUCACAGCUUCAGCUCAAAAGGUGUCCCCCGUUCAGUCUCCACUAUCACCACCGCAAGGAAUGAACACGGCUCCCCUCGUACCCGCAUCACCCGCGGGUGCUCCUAUCGCCGCCACCACCACCAUUGACAUUCUCCAAAUCCUCACCAAAGCAAAGAGAUUCUCCAUCCUCAUCCGUUUGCUAAAGACCACACAACUCAUCAACCAACUCAACUCACAACUCUUCACUUCAUCUUCCUCAGGACUAACCCUUUUCGCUCCCGAAGACAACGCCUUCUCAAACCUAAAACCGGGAUUCCUCAACUCUCUCGACGAUAGACAAAAGGUGGAGCUUUUGCAGUUCCACACUCUCUCUUCAUUCAUCUCCAUCUCCAACUUCGACACCCUCACCAACCCCGUUCAGACCCAAGCAGGCGAUGACUCCCUAAGGCUUCAACUCAACGUCACCACUUACGGAGGCAACAGGGUCAGCAUGGCCACCGGCGCCGUUAACGCCACCGUCACCGGAACCGUGUACACGGACAACAAACUUGCCGUUUAUGAGGUGAGUAAAGUGCUUGUUCCGCUUGACUUUGUACUUCCCAAGGCUAAGGCUCCGUCGCCGGCCAAAGGAAUCUCGCCGGGGUCUUCCGCCGGCGAGAGCGGGAAGAGCGGAAGCGGUGAUGACGUGAUUCCGGUGGACUCGGGUUGUGUGAGUUUGAAGGUGGAGAAAGUGAUGUGGAUGCCUAUUGUUCUUGUUCUUGUUGUUGGAGUCAUGAUGUGAGGUUGAGUUUCUAUAUAUAUUCAACGGUCACGAUGGAGUUUGUGAUUGUUUUUUUGUGCAUACUUUUGGGUUUUGACUUGUUUACUUGCAGCAUUCGGUGUAAUGCAUGUGUGCUUUUCUUUUUUUAUUAAACUGUAAUGUAAUUUUGUUUCUUAAUUCAAAGACAGGAAUAAUUAUCCUUGUUUUUUCG
Cajanus cajan (pigeon pea) is the source of this 1178-nucleotide messenger RNA. NCBI's taxonomy places the organism in Eukaryota, Viridiplantae, Streptophyta, Magnoliopsida, Fabales, Fabaceae. The record is from RefSeq and is a predicted model, not a curated record.